AUGAAUGGCAUUGUGCACAACGCUACCCAUCCGGACGACACCGAUCCGAACUUUCAUCUGACCGAGGACGAGAUGUUUGCCGCCAUCGGACGGUACCUUGACCGGCUUGUUCAGCUUGUCCGCCCGCAAAAGGUGCUGUUCAUGGCCAUCGACGGCGUGGCGCCGCGGGCCAAGAUGAACCAGCAGCGUGCACGCCGGUUCCGCUCCGCCAAGGAGCGUGAGGUGCUGUACGCCAAGAAGCUGAAGGUCAACCCCGCGCUGGCCGAGCUGGAGCAGUUUGACUCCAACUGCAUUACGCCGGGCACCGAGUUUAUGGCGCGGCUGACCGCGUACCUGGAGUACUUUAUCCGGAGCAAGAUCAAGACCGACGCCAACUGGCAGGUGCCGGACGUGAUCCUUUCGGGCCACGAGGUGCCCGGCGAGGGCGAGCACAAGAUCAUGGAGUUCAUCCGCCGCUCCAAGAUGCAGCCGGGCUACAACCCGAACGUGCGCCACUGCAUGUACGGCCUGGACGCAGACCUCAUCUUCCUCGGCCUCCUCACCCACGAGCCGCACUUUGCGCUUCUCCGCGAGGAAGUCACCUUUGGCCGCGGCAACUCGCGUGGCUCGGACAAGUUCAUGUUCCUCUCGCUGGCGCUCCUCCGCGAGUACCUCGAGUUUGAGUACUCGGAGCUCGAGCUCCCAUUCGAGUUUGACGUCGAGCGCAUCAUUGACGACUGGAUCUUCAUUUGCUUCCUCAUCGGCAACGACUUUCUGCCCACGCUUCCGUUCCUCGACAUUGCCGAGGGCGCUCUCGACACCAUCUUCAACACCUACAAGCGUGUCCUCCCCACUCUCGGCGGCUACAUCAACAACUCGGGCGAGCUCAAUCUCGCCCGCAUGGAGGUCUUUGUCGCCGAACUUGCCGAGUACGAGCUCGACCUCUUUGCCUCGUCCAUUGUCGACGAGGCUUGGAAGGGCCACAAGUCCGGCAAGGGCAAGGGCAAGGGCCGCGGCCGCGGCAAGGGUGCCAAGGUCGGCUCCCGUUCCACCGGCGAUGGUGUCAUCACCGACUCAUCGGCCUCGGCAAACGCCUCGGCCGUCGAGGCUGUCCGCCGUGGCGCCACCGCGUCCGCUAGCUCUGGGACCACCUCGGCCUCUACGCCGCAGCCGGGCGCCAGCCCGAAAACUAAGGCCAAGGCCAAGACCGGCGCUGCCAAGCCCUCGCUCCUUGCUGCUGACCUCGCGUCGAUGGGCGUUGACGACGGCGACGACGACGACGACGACGACGUCGGCUCGGACGCCGAGGUUGUUGUCUACUUUGACCCGAACACCGACUCGCUCGCCGACACUGCGGUGCUCGACGCGGGCGAGGCUGCCGUGCUCGCCGCAGCCGCUGCUGACGACCUCGCCGAGGAGAAGAACGCGUGGAAGCAGGCGUACUACAUGUCCAAGUUUGGUACCUACGCCGAGGCCGACCGACAGGCGAUGAAGGAGGCGUACAUCGAGGGCCUACUCUGGGUCCUCCACUACUACUACCACGGCGUCGCUUCGUGGUCGUGGUUCUACCCGUACCACUACGCGCCGAUCACGUCCGACUUGCGCGACCUCGCCGACCUCGAGUUCCACUUUGAGCUCGGGACGCCGUUCAAGCCAUUCCAGCAGCUGCUCUCCGUCCUGCCGGCCGCUUCGGCGCAGCUCCUCCCCGAGCCGUACCGGCGACUGAUGACCGAUGACGACUCGCCCAUCAUCGACAUGUACCCCGAGGACUUUGAUGUCGACAUGAACGGCAAGCGCAACGAGUGGGAGGGUGUCGUCCUCCUCCCGUUCCUCGACGAAGCCUCACUCGUCGCUGCCCACGACUCGAUUCCGGCGUCGGCGCUCACCGCUGCCGAGCUGCACCGCAACUCGUACGGUAGCGAGAAGCUGUACGCGCACGACCCGUCGGUGACCGAGGGCUACACCUCACCAUACCCGGCGCGACUGCCGGACAUUGUCGAGACCCACACUUCGGUGGCGACGUACUCGCUCCCAGAGAUUGUGCGCUACCAGUCGCGACUGACCGAUGGCGUGGCACUUGGUUCCGCUGGCCCGUUUCUCUUUCCCUCGCUCGCCUACCUGCCGAUUGUCUCGACCCGACUCACCGCUGUCCCGGUCAAGGUCUUCAACUACCCGUCGAAGCACCCGUCGCUCGUUCUCGAGCUCGACACUGAAGCCGAGCUGGACGUGGCCGAGGCCGACGCUGCUGCGCUCUCGAACCUCGCGUCGACCCUGCUCUCGACGGUGGUCUACGUUGAUGCGCCGUACUUGUUCCAGGCCCGAGUCGUCGGCCUCGAGGCGCCGCAUGGCGCCAUCAACGCUGCCGGCAAGUACCGCGCCUUUUCCAAGGCCGAGGCUUCAGGCUUUGUCCGCGACUACGCCUCAUCUGCUGGCGACUACUACUUCCAGAAGGCUAUCGAGGUCUCGAACCCAGACGAUGGCCGCCGCGGCGUCGGUGUCUUUGUCGUUGUGCAGCGCGCCGAACGCCUGCUUCGCUCGUCCAAGACUGGUGCCACCUCAGUCCAGUACGCGCAGGUGCGGGAGAAGAUUCCGCUCUCGCUCAUUGUCCGCCCGGACGACCUUGCUCACGGCGAGGGCCGCGCUGGCGACCCGCGGUUUGCCACCCGCAACGCCGUGCCGCCGGCGGAGCGCCACCCGGCUGGUCAGCUCGUGGUCCACCUGCCCAAGGGCAAGGCCGUCGAGUACUACGGCUCGUCGGGCAUUGUCGUCGGGCCUGCGCCCGACGCCAAGGGCAAGGUUGUUGUCUCCAUGACCGGCCCCAAGAACGUGGCGAAUGUUGGUGCCGGCGUGCUCAACUCCUCGGCCACCAACACCGGCUUUAUCACCAUGGGUGCGAUGGCGAAGAAGGUUAAGACCUCGUUCGGCGCCCUCGCCCGCCUCAUGGGCCUCGUCUUUGUCGAGCCCGGUCGCGGCAACCUUGGGCUCAAGCUCAAGCUCAACUCGAAACGGCUCAAGCGACUCGGCUACGUCGAGGAAAUGUGGGACGCCAAGUCGAAGCGGUUCGACUGGUUCUACUCGCCGCUCGCUGUCGCGCUGCUCAAAGAGUACAAGGCCAAGUUCCCGGCGGUGUUCAAGGUGCUCGAGAAGAACUCGCGUCUCGACAAGUUUGAUGCCAACAAGCUCUUUGCCAACGAGGGCGGUAUCGGGUACGUCAAGGAGAUCGAGGCCUGGUUCCGACAGCAGCCGUUCUGGAAGGCGCCGAUGGUCCCGGUCACCACCCAAGUCGCCGCGCCCGAUGUUGUGGCCAACCUCGAGCGCGCGCUCGACAAGCAGGUCAAGGCUGCCGACGCCAAGACAUCUGAGCCCACCGAGGUCACUGUCUCGUAUGCCGAUGUUUUUGCCCGCGAGGAGACUGGAUGGAUUCCGCCGGCCAACGCCAACACGACCUCGUUUGCCAUCGGCGACCGCGUCGUCUCGGUCGCGCCCGCUGGUAAGAUGCCGUUUGGCGUCCGCGGCGUCGUCGUUGGUGUCGACGACGAGUCGAUCAAGGUUCUUCUCGACAAGCCGAUGCUAGGUGGCGUCUCGCUUGGCGGCCUUGUCUCGCACCAGCGCGGCAUGUCUGUCCCACUCGGCGUCCUCGUCAACCUCUCCUCGCGCCGGGCCGCCACUCCGUCGCCUGCUGCGAGUGCGGGCCCGUCGCGUUCGCGCGGCGGCGGCGGCGGUGGUGGUGGUGGUGGUGGCGGCCGAGGCAAGCGGUCCAACAACCAGCGCCGUUCGUCAGGCCAGUCUUCGCGCAGUGGUGGCAAGCAGCAGGGUGCACCGGCUGCCCACCCCGCUGGCCAGCAGCAGGCUCAGAAGCCGCAAUCGCUGGCACAGCCGCAGAACCAGAGCCAGGGUCAGGGCCAGGGUCAGGGCCAGGGUCAGAGCCAGGGUCAGGGCCAGGGUCAGAGCCAGGGUCAGAGCCAGGGUCAGAGCCAGGGUCAGAGCCAGGGUCAGGGCAAGAAGAAGCGCCGUAACCGCAACCGCAAGAAGAAGGGCGGCGCCAAGACUCCGCUGUCGGCCAUCCCGAUUCCUCCGGCGCCCGGCAUCCAGGCUCCGCCGCAGCGCGCACCUGUCGAUGCCAACCAGGCCGGGAAGAUGCUGCUGUCAUUGAUCCAGGGCAGCGCCGCCGUGCCGGCGAUGCCCGUCGGCGCUGUACCGUCUCACGCCCAGCUCAUGGCCCAACAGCAGCAGUGGCUCCAGCACCAGCAGUGGCUCCAGCACCAGCAGUACCUGCAGUGGCAGCAGCAGCAGCAGAUGCACCAGAUGCAUCAUCAGCAGAUGGUGGGCGGUGCCUUUGCGCCCACCCCGGCCUCGCUCGCCGCAACCCCUGCCGCAACCCCUGCCGCAACCCCUGCCGCAGCCCCUACCGCACCCGCUCCUGCACCCACCGUCACACCGAUGCCGGCCCUGCCAGGCCUGUCGCUCCCCGAAUAUCCGGUAUUUGUUCCGGCCUCGGCCCAGCCUCAGACCCAGCCGCCCCAUCAUGACCACCACCACCACCAGCAGUAA
This is a messenger RNA of Thecamonas trahens ATCC 50062, 4530 nucleotides long. Its product is annotated as 5'-3' exoribonuclease 1. Gene Ontology annotation, biological process: nuclear-transcribed mRNA catabolic process; rRNA catabolic process. Lineage: Eukaryota; Apusomonadida; Apusomonadidae. Bases 1 to 4530 code for a protein of 1509 amino acids. The transcript is spliced from 2 exons. Gene Ontology annotation, cellular component: nucleus. Gene Ontology annotation, molecular function: 5'-3' RNA exonuclease activity; RNA binding. The record is from RefSeq and is a predicted model, not a curated record.